UCGUCAGAGAGUACAAAUCAAAUUUGGCGUGUCUAGUUGACAUCACUUCAUUUUUGGCGACGUUUAAAAUUUCUUCAGUCGAAUUUUCAAAAGACCCCCGAAAAACUGAUUAUGUUGCGUCAGGACCUCGAUGAAGAAGAUCUCCGAACAGAGAUUUACAGUUUGCGCAAACACAUAGCCCGCGUUUGUAGUGAAAAUCAAAUUUUGAAAGUGAAAAUACGGAAAUUACAGGACGAGAUGAUCAAACGGGAUAAGCAACUCGAUGAGUUCCUCAGUUCGAAAAGGUUCUUUGGUUUCUCUAAGAAUUUGCAAGAUAAGGGAGCAUCUGUGCUGAUGAACCUGAAAGUGAAGAAUGAUAAAAUGGAGCAAUCGCUCUUAGAGAAAGAUAUGAUGAUAAAAAGAUUGCAGAACACGCUUCAAACUGCGAAACUGUACAAUGCGAACUCAUUGAACAGAAAAUUAGCAUCAAAAGGUGUUGAAUGCACACUUUUGAACGAUAACAAGUUCGAGUACAGAAAGAAAGGCUCGAUGAACACAAAAAUUGAGCUUCAUAUGCCCACCUUCGAUAUUGGCGAUUGCGAAUCUGCCGAGGAAAUUUACGAUAGCCGAAGAGAUGUUGCUAAAAUGAACAAGAAGAACGCGAAUUCGGUAGAAUCCAAAUUCCUCCUUGACAUCAAUUUGGACCUGAAGCAGACGACAAAACCUACGUACUGUUCCGAAACAAGAUUUCAAAGUCGUAGCGCAUCUUAUCACAUGGAAGCCAAAGGAUCGAAUUCCGAAGGAAUUAUAGAGAAAUUUUCAGAGGAAUACAUACCUGUGGAAAGUGAAAGGAAUAAAAAAAUGGAACAUAAGAAAGAGCUCAAUUAUCGAUCGCAAAAAGAUGUGGAAGAAGAUGCAUACGUUAAUCCGGCAUUCCAGAAAAUUCUACAAACUAUCGAAGAGAUCAUGACUAGGGGAACCAACACCGAUCUGAAUAUAUCCAGGACUGUGACUAUUGACGAAUCGGUGCAGUUUCCAGUCGAAGUCGAUUUUCCAACAGAGCAAGAAAUUAUGCAGAUCUUGGAUUCGCCAUCUGAAGUAGUCAACGAGACGUCUAACGCUCCUUCACAAGAACAUCAUCCAGGAGGAACAGAGAAGAUCCUGGAGAACGAACAGCCUCCUAGUAUACUGGAUGAAAUACAGGUCCAAGACCAGUCUGACUGCGAGGCCAACAGUGUGAGCGAAAAAACUGACCGAAUGGAGAAGUCCGCAUCUCGAGUACCCUCCAAACGAUUCCUGGACAAGGAAAUGCCGCAUGAGGAGAUCAAACAGCUACACGUGUACCUUCUGGAUAUGAUAUCGCAGGUCGACUGUCUCAAAGACACAAUUUCCCAGAUGAAAGCGGAUCAGGAGAGGACGGAAACCGAUCUGAAAUCGAAAGACGAGAGCAUCGAUAAACUGGCGAAGGAAAUUGAGGCGCUCAGGGAGUUGCGGUCUUUGUCGUCGAAUCAGGUCCCAUCGGACUUGGAAUUGGCCGAGAAGGAUAGUGCGUCUGUUGAAUCUUACGAAAUCCUGCAAAAAACUACACAGCAGAACAUCAAGAAAAUAGCUGGAAAAAUGAAACAUCUGAGGGAGACCAAAUCGAAAUCGUCAAUUUCCAGUCAGACAGAAAAAAAGCAAUCCAGAGGUUCGUCCAGGAGCAGCAAACCGGAAAAAAGAAAACCGUCGGAUAAAAGUAAUAAAAAGGGAAAUAGAAAAGCCCAGGAAAAAGUGAUCGGCAUUGGAAACGGUGAUGUUGUAGAUGUACCAUUUUACAGAUGCGGUUUACCAGCCUGUUCUGCCAUUAAGUCAGCCAGAACCGAAUACGAUGAAUUAGAUUGACGUCGUCCGCUUUUGUGUCCAAUGUGUUAUGUUGAGAAAGUAAAUUUUUUGAGUUGUUUGA
This is a messenger RNA of Coccinella septempunctata (seven-spotted ladybird), 1921 nucleotides long. RefSeq names its product autophagy-related protein 23-like. The transcript is spliced from 10 exons. Bases 112 to 1860 code for a protein of 582 amino acids. The record is from RefSeq and is a predicted model, not a curated record. NCBI's taxonomy places the organism in Eukaryota, Metazoa, Arthropoda, Insecta, Coleoptera, Coccinellidae.